GAAGGAGCUUCUGUCUGUGACUAGGCUUCAGAUGGAUUCACCAACGAAGCUUUACCCAUCCUGUGGCCCGGAACCUUCUCAGAUGGCCAGUGAAGAAAAUUCCCAGGGAGCCUCAGCUGCCUCUCGAACUAUCUCUGAAAUAUUAGUGAAGAACCUUCGUGAGUUGACUCUCGACCCUACCAUCAAACUCCCUUCCCCUCUCCCAGAAUAUCCAUCCCAAGAGGAGAGGGAGAAGAAGAAACCACAGGGACUUGUGGACCGAAUACUCAGCAACAGGAGGAGGACUGGAGUCAGGACGGUAUUAAGUGCAAGGAAAGAAAGGAUGGAAAGGCUAAUGUGGUUGGUUAUAAACCAUCGAUACUUCAAACAGCCUUCCAAGGAUGAACCAAGAGUGGAAAGGUUUAGAUGUAGAUGUCACUAUUGCCUGUAUCAUAAAGAUCCUUCUGAAGAUACCGAAACGGAGAUUGGUUAUGACAUGGAGUCGUUAUGA
Messenger RNA from Suricata suricatta (meerkat), 490 nucleotides. Its product is annotated as developmental pluripotency-associated protein 3-like. The record is from RefSeq and is a predicted model, not a curated record. Lineage: Eukaryota; Metazoa; Chordata; Mammalia; Carnivora; Herpestidae. The coding region runs from base 32 to 490 and encodes 152 amino acids. Gene Ontology annotation, cellular component: nucleus. The transcript is spliced from 3 exons. Gene Ontology annotation, biological process: epigenetic programing of female pronucleus.